CAAAUUGCAACGCCUACCUGGUUACAUUAAUUUUUUAUGCGCCCAUGAAUAUACAUAAGUAAUAAGUUGGGGCAUAAGUGAUUGUCCAAAGGGGGGGAUAACAGCCCACCCCCACAAGCUCGUACAAGCCAAUUCUUCCUGUGCCAGUAAUGCCUCAUGGACAACCCAAGCCCUCCACGGCCUUCCAUGCUGCCCUAAGGACUGUCGACAACCUUUUGGAAGAUGCAUCUCUUACAGCCCAGGCUAUCAAUCGUUCCUGGGGUCCUUUGCCAAAGACGACGGAGGACUUCAACGAGGCCGAACCUACAUCGACCAUAGCCAGCGGUAUUGAGGCUGUUCGUGCGCAGAUCAAACGAGGACUACCCAUCGAAGGCGAUCCUAUAGAAAUCGCCGGAACCGUGUUGGAUGUUGCCAAGGCAGGUUCCCCAUUUGCGACUGAGGGGCUCGAUGAUCGCAAGUUCGCGCUCGAAUACAUUCUCUCUUUUCUCUCUCGCGCGGAACCACGAAUCACAGCGCCAGUUGAACAUCUCGCCAUUCGAACUCUCUACUAUGACCUUUCUCAUCCACCUGCCACGAACAUGGGCCAAAAGUAUCAGUUCCGUUCUGCGGAUGGGUCAGGUAAUAGUGCCUACGACCCAGAUAUGGGUAAAGCCUUCUCGCCGUAUUCUAGGAGUUGCACUGGCUCGCGGCCGUUACCAGACUCGGAGUUACCUGAUCCUGGUUUGGUAUUUGAUGCAAUUAUCAAAAGGGAUCCUAAGUUUACUGCACAUCCUGCUGGGUAUAGUGGGCUAUUUUUCAAUUUUGCGACGUUUGUCAUUCACAGCGUAUUCCGGACGAGUCGAACGGAUUUUAAUAUCAACGAGACGUCGUCUUACGUUGACCUGGGCAUUCUGUAUGGGAACACGCAGGCCCAUCAGGAUAAGAUUCGUUACGUAGACGGUCGUGGAAGGAUCCUUCCUGAUGUUUAUGCUGAAUUCCGCCUCAUCAACUUGCCUCCUGCUGUGAACGCGCUUAUCAUCAUGUUUAGCCGCAACCACAACUAUAUUGCCGAUAUGUUGCUUCGUAUCAACGAGCGUGGAACGUGGACCCAGGAUAUCCAGAGCCUGGACAAGGAAUUGCUUGUCAAACAAGACUAUGAGAUUUUCAAUACUGCACGCCUCAUCAACUCUGCGACUUUCGCGUUUGUCAUCCUCGGAGAUUACCUCGCUGCUAUUCUGGGCACUCUACGAGAUGGAUCCAGCUGGACGUUGAAUAUCAGCGGUGAGAGGAGGGAGAGCGAUCAUCAACUCCUGGAAAGAGGACGAGGGAAUUCUUGUUCGGUGGAAUUUAAUACGCUUUAUCGUUGGCAUCCUGGUUUAAGUGCCGAGGAUGCGGAGUAUAAUGAGCAAGUGUUCCAGUACUUGUUCGCCAAGGAACCUGGUGUGCCUGUUGACUUUGACAAGAUUACUCCCGCGGAUUUCGAGAACGUUCUUGGCAAGAAAGCCGUGGCUGCUACGUACAGCCGCCUACGAGAUAAGGACGGCAAGCCUGCUCCAUUACCCGAUUUCGAUCACCUUACGCCCCGACAAGUCGAGUCUCUCAUCGACGAUAGCAAACCUGUGGACUACCUUCUCGACCAGUGGUCUUUCAAAGGUUUUUCGCUCCCAGGAUCCAAGGCCUUCGAUAGGAAUCCAAGAGAUCCGAAGACGAAAAAGUACAAGGAUGAUUUGCUGGCGAAUGCGUUGUUGAGCGCUACCUCAGUCCCUGCUCAUGCAUUCGGAGCUAGAGGCGUGCCUGGUGCCUUGCGAGUCAUCGAGAUUCUGGGCAUUCAACAGGCUCGAUCGUGGGGAACUUGUUCCCUUAACGAGUUCCGAAGGUUCUUAGGCCUGAAGGCCUAUUCAACGUUCGAAGAUUGGAAUCCAGAUAAGGAAGUAGCCGAGGCUGCUCGUAAGCUUUAUAGGACGACGGAAAAUUUGGAGUUGUAUGUUGGCCUUGUAGCGGAGGAAGCCAAGCCUAUCAGGGAUGGCUCGGGGUUAUGUCCUUCAUACACCGUCUCCAGAGCGAUCCUAGCGGACGCUGUCGCUUUGGUUCGUGGUGAUCGUUAUUUGACGUUUGAUUUGACACCUUUCAACUUGACAACGUGGGGUUUUGCCGAGGCUAAUCGGAAUAUCACCAAUGCUGCUUGGGGUGGUGUUCUUGGUCGACUUUUAGCCCGUGGUCUUCCUCAACAUUACGAUGCCACUUCGGUGUACACUCACUUCCCUCUCAUCACGCCCAAGGGACAACCGUUUUCGAUGGAUACCAUUCUCGCCAAAUUGGGACAAGCGAAGGAAUUUACGUUCGAUAAGCCCAUCAAGAAAGGUGUUCUUCGCGUCGUCGUGGAUCCUCACCAUAUCGAGAUGGCUUUAGGGGGCCCGCCUAUGGCUAUCCAGGGUCUUGUGACCCAGUACGUGAAGAACGUGAGAGACAUAGGUCUGACUCCUAGCUUCCUUACCGUUAUCGACGAUGUCGCAGCCUAUGCGCGUGUUACGGCUUUGGUGCAAGAUCACUUCGUUCCCGCUUCUGAACUAGGGAAGAAUGGAAAGUGGUUCUACGAGAAGGCGCGUCAGUUGAUCAAAGAAAAUUCGUAUACGGUGUAUGCCAAGGCUCCGAAGAGCGUGGAUGUUGUGAAGGACGUGCUUAGGAUCAUCCCUGUGCAUUGGGCUGCUCAAGUUGCCGGACUCCCCGUCAAGACAGCGCAAGAGACGAGAGGGAUUUACUAUGAACAGCAAAUAUAUCAGAUGCUGAAGGAAAUCUAUUCGUACAUCUUCUUGGAACCCGAACCAUCUUUGAAGAUUCCUAACCAAAGGGAAGCUCGCGAGAACGUUGAUCGCCUGCGUCGAUUUGUGAAACUUAGCCUGACGGAGGCGAAGGGCGGUUUGUCUUCCUCGGUUUUGGGUGGCUUGGCGAGCAUAGUCCUUGGCGAAGGCAACCAGAGCGCCAACCCUAUCCUCAAGCGACUCCUCGCUCUUGGAUCACCAACGGAUGAACUUGCGAAUGACAUUAUUGCCGUCAUUUCGAGCGCCAUCGAGUUAUCUCAAGUCUUCACUCACGUCAUAAACUUCUACCUGCCUCAACGUCAGGAGGUGAAUGCAUGGAAGCCUUCUGCUACGGAACGCACUACUACGUCCCGAGGUGAAGGGGUUGCCAGUAACAUCGCUGCUGUAGCGGCAAGAGGUGGAGAUGAGAUGUCGUUGCGUACCCUUGAAGGGUAUGUUCUAGAGGCACUGCGCUUCGACCCCGUUACACCAGGUGUCUACCGUGUUGUAACCACCGAUAUCCCACACAUGAUGGCAAUGGUCCCCGGUGUGAAAGGCGACAGAUUCUACUUUGAUUUCACCAAGGCGGCUGUCGAUCCUAAAGCCUUUGACGAUGCUCAUCAAAUCAAUCCCCAUCGCAACCCGGCCUCCUACGUCAUCUACGAGGGCGAUGGUGUGUUUAAGACCCUUGGCCAGAAGUUUGUUGUAAGGGUUACUGCUGAGGUGCUUAGAGCCGUCUUCGAGCUCAGGAACGUACAAAGGACUCCAGGGAAGGGUGGAAUACUGAGAAGAUUCAAAGAGCCCGUUGUCACUGUGGACGAUAUCGUCACCGCUGAAACGACUCAGGUGCCCUUCAAGGAAGUGGAUUCAAAAGGAGUGCUCGUCGAUACCCAGUGGACGGAAGAGGUCAACGUUUACAAGUUGCAUUCUGGUAUUUCCAGGGAAGAAGGCAAGAUCCCGGCUGAACGGUGGGCUUAUUUGGAUCCGGAAAUUGGACAUCAUCCUUCUACCUGGGCGACAGGAUUGACUAUUGAGUAUCAUAACGACCUCGCUUCGAGGGGAUGAGUAGCA
Cantharellus anzutake is the source of this 3848-nucleotide messenger RNA. RefSeq names its product heme peroxidase. NCBI's taxonomy places the organism in Eukaryota, Fungi, Basidiomycota, Agaricomycetes, Cantharellales, Hydnaceae. The record is from RefSeq and is a predicted model, not a curated record. The transcript has 16 exons. The coding region runs from base 150 to 3842 and encodes 1230 amino acids. Gene Ontology annotation, biological process: response to oxidative stress. Gene Ontology annotation, molecular function: oxidoreductase activity, acting on paired donors, with incorporation or reduction of molecular oxygen; iron ion binding; heme binding.